AUGUUAAACAUUAGCUUUUUACUUCUAUCUAUCUAUCUAUCUAUCUAUCUAUCUAUCUAUCAGUGUGUUCAUAUCUCCCUCUUUUUUUCUCUCUCUCUUAAUCUGUUUAGCUACCUAUUUCUCUGUCUCCAUAUGUUCAUAUCCCUCUCUAUCUAUCUAUCUAUCUAUCUGUCAUACAUAUUGCAGAAAUACUCGAUUCUUUCAACUGUGAUGGCAUCGGAAUUUUCUUCUUUUUUUCAUUUCUCAUUCUUUUUAUUCAAUAUAUUCCUUCUUGUUUUCUUCAUUUACUUUUUCUUUCUUUGUUUCUACCUCCACCACGUUUCUACUACAUUCAUAUCUUUUUUUCCAAACUUCUUCUUUCCCUUUUUUUUAUCAACUUCUUUAAUAAACACCUUCCUUUUUUUUCUUUUUAUUUCUUUAUACAUCUUCACUUUUCUUCUGUUUCCUCUUCAUUUUCAUAUUGCAGUUUUCUUUUCCGUCAUUAUUCACGCCGUUCAUUUUUACUCGUUCUCUUCCAUCUUGCCUUCUCUUAAUCUCGUAUCUUCACUUUUCUUUCAUUUCUUAUUUUUACGUUUUUUUCUCAUCAUUUCCAUCAUGUCUGAGAACAUUUUCUUUUCUUCUUUUCUUUCCUAUAUUUUAACCCAUUUCUUACAAAAUCGCAUCCUCCAACAACGAUCCACAACACUCCUCCACAGCCCUUUUUGA
This is a messenger RNA of Acanthosepion pharaonis, 705 nucleotides long. Lineage: Eukaryota; Metazoa; Mollusca; Cephalopoda; Sepiida; Sepiidae. The record is from the annotation of a GenBank genome assembly.